GUUGCAACUAUGUUGCUAUUUUGCGCGUUCAGUCUUGCUGUAUCGUGGAUUUAUCUGCCAAGAGAGGUUAGCUGCUCGACUCGAGAGUACUUUAUUGCAGCUGUAGAAAGAAACUGGGAUUAUGCACCCAGUGGGCAAAACAAGAUCAAAGGAAUUCCACUUAUAAACGACAGUCUGCGGGGAGUCAAGAGGCUGGCCACAGAAUACAAGAAGGUGCUGUAUCGAGAGUUCACUGAUGAAACGUUUUCUCAAGAAAAAGCUCAUCCACCACACCUCGGCUUUCUGGGUCCAGUCAUAAAAGGAGAAGUAGGUGAUACAAUAAGGGUCCACUUUAAGAACAUGGCUCGCAGGCCCUUCACCGUUCACCCCCAUGGGCUUUUUUACAGCAAGGCCGCAGAAGGAUCCCUUUACGCUGAUCACAGUAGUGCCGAUCAAAAGAGAGAUGACAUGGUCGGACCUAAUGAGGAAAAUACAUACAAUUGGUUUAUAAAUGAACAUCACGCGCCUACAGAGUCAGACGAGGAUUGCGUCACCAGAAUGUACCAUUCCCACGUGAUUUCUCCGAAGGACACGAACACUGGAUUAAUAGGGCCGUUGUUGAUUUGCAAGCGAGGUGCUUUAAUGGCAAACAGUGUUCAAAGGAAAAAUGUAGACCAUGAAUUUGUCCUUCUCUUCACCGAGAUGAACGAGAAUGAGAGCUGGCUGUUGGAUGACAAUAUUGACAGCUUUUUGCCUGAUCCAGCGGCGAGAAAAGCCCUGAAAGCUGACCCAGAAUUUCAAGCCAGCAACAAAAUGGCCUCGAUUAAUGGUUUCAUCUAUGGCAACUUGCCAGGACUGGACAUGUGUCAAGGAGACAAGGUCAGCUGGCAUAUGAUUGGUCUUGGAACUUGGAGCGAUGUUCACAAUCCCUCGUUCCAUGGACACACUGUCAUGAUCAGUUCUCACCGCACAGACACAGCAACGCUCCUUCCAUCUACUUUCAUUACAGCCUUUAUGAGAGCUUUGAAUCUGGGCACUUGGCUGCUAAACUGUAUGAACAGCAAGUUCUUUGAUAAUGGAAUGGCAGCGUUCUUUAACGUCCAAAACUGUAGUAAGAGAAUGGACCUACCUAACGUUAGCGGUGGGAAGACAAGAAUCUAUUACAUUGCAGCCGAAGACCAGCUUUGGGAUUACGGGCCAACUGGUCAAAAUAACAUCGACGGAAUGCCAUUAACCUCUCCUAAAAGUGAAUCUUUCCAGUAUUUCACUCGCUCUGGUAACAGAAUAGGAGGGCAAUACAAGAAAGCAGUGUAUGUAGAGUAUACAGAUGACACUUUUACAAGCAAAAAGAAUCGAUCCGCUGAUGAAGAGCAUCUAGGAUUCCUAGGUCCUGUGAUCCGUGCUGAAGUUGGCGAUGAAGUCAAGGUUGUUUUCAAAAAUAAGGCAAGUCGAAAUUACACCAUACACCCUCUAGGUGUAUUUUACGACAAAGCUAACGAAGGAUCUCAGUACCAGGACGGUACAACUGGGAAUGAAACUGCUGAUAACGCGAUAGCACCAAAUGGAACAUACUCGUACAGAUGGAUAGUGCCUGACUCUGUGGCACCGGCAGAGAAUGAUCCUGCGUGUCUAACAUGGAUGUAUUACUCAAAUGUUGAUUCAACCAGGGACAUACAUAGCGGGCUGAUUGGACCUCUUCUUAUUUGCAAAAAUGGAACCUUGGACCGGAAUGGCAAACAGCGAAACAUCAAUCGCGAGUUCUUCCUUCGGUUCGCUUUAACCGACGAAGGACAGUCCUGGUACUUGACUGAUAACAAAUAUCUAGCAAACAAUGGAUCUGCCAUCGACGAAAAUGACUCCAGCUUCAAGAAGAGUAACCAGAUGAGAAAUAUCAAUGGAUACAUGUUUGGAAAUUUACCUGGUCUGCGCAUGUGCAAAGGCGAUAAUAUAUCAUGGCAUUUCAUGGGCGGUCCCGCGAGUCAAAUGCACGCAGUGUACUUUUAUGGAAACACCUUUACUAGAAAUGGAAACAGCCAUGAUACACUUGGAAUAAUGGAAGGAUCACUGGAAAGCGUGCGAAUGACUCCAGGAAAUCCGGGAGUGUGGAAAUUAAUUUGUCGUGCGAACAGCAAUCUCCGAGGAGGAAUGGUUGCUAAGUAUACCGUUUCAGAGGAUUGCGGGAAGAAGUCUGCAGCUAAGGCAAUGAGUGGACGGAAGAGGGUGUAUCAUAUUGCAGCGGUUGAAGAAACAUGGGAUUACGCGCCAUCUGGGAAAGACUUGAUUGAGGGAGUCGAUCUCAAAGACAGCGAGUUCGCUCCUCGUUACACGAUACCAGGUCCACAUUUUAUUGGACGCAAAUACAAGAAGGUCAUCUACAGAGAAUUCACGGACGCCACAUUUACCAAACAGAAACCAAGAAAGAAAGAAGAAGAGUAUCUGGGUAUUAUGGGACCGAUGAUUAAGGCUGAAGUAGGAGAUACAAUUGAAGUUGUGUUUAAGAACUUGGCAACAAGACCGUACUCGGUACAUCCUCACGGAAUCUUGUACAGCAAGCAGGACGAAGGUUCAUCCUACAAAGAUAACACAACGGGGACAGAUACCGCAGACAAUGCUAUUGCUCCUGGGAAACUUUAUAACUACAUAUGGAAAGUGUCUGAACGAUCGGGGCCUGGGCCUGCGGACACGGCAUGUCUAACAUGGGCGUACUUUUCUGAUGUGGAUCCAGUCAAGGACACUAACACUGGUUUAGUAGGGCCGCUGAUCAUUUGUAGGAAGGGAAUUUUGGAUAGAGAUGGUCAAAGAAUUGACGUUGACCGUGAGUUUUCACUGAUGUUUGUUACGAUGGACGAGAACAACAACUGGUACAUAGAUGAAAAUAUUAAAUAUCUGACUGAAGAUCCAGGACCCUUAAACGAACUCAAAGCGAGUUUUGAUUUUUGGGAAAGCAACCUAAAGGCGGCCAUAAACGGGUACGUGUUUGGAAACAUGCCACCACCAACAAUGUACACCGGGGAGAAAGUUGUCUGGUACCUGCUUCAAGUUGGAGGCAUGACCGAAAUGCAUACAGUACAUUUUCACGGCCAGAGCAUUUUGUAUAAAUCGCUAAGUUAUCAUCGGGGCGACGUCUACGACCUGUUACCGGAAACGUUUGCCACUGUUGAAAUGAUUCCUGACGCUGUUGGAACUUGGAUGGUACACUGUCAUGUGAAUGUUCACAUAACUGGUGGAAUGCAGGCACUCUUUACUGUCUUAGAACCAACAAGUGCGCCAACCAAGAAGCUACACCCACCUACUUCUGGCACUUCAAGAAUUAUUACUUCCUUCACACUGUUGUCGAUUGCGCACACAGUUUUUGUUUUGUAGAAUAUCUCUUCUCACGAGUUGUACAUUUUCGAAGAAAACGAGAUUUCUCAAUUUAGUUUUAAAAGUCCCGCAAGUUUUACACGUGUAGUCUCGACUCUCAGAGAACACUUUUUUUAUCCAAGUUCUUGAGGAGACUUACAGUCAAUACAUCACCAUUUCCUAACCCUGUAGAUGACUUUCAAUCCGAACCACCUUUGUUGCAACAGCCCGUUAUUCUGUGUGACUUACUUUACAAGCAUUUGUGCAGGACCUGACGGCUUUUUUCCGGACUGGCUCACGUCAACCUGUCCAGCCCUGAACACUUUACUAUGGUUUGCUACGGGAAUGCGCGCGAGGCCGUACCGUUCAUAUGAUAAUUACUAGUAGAUCUCUGCUCCCGAUCACUUUCAUACGGUUUCCUAUUUCCAUUUCCACUGUUCAGGUUUUGUUAAAGGUGGAGAGGAAUUCAAUCGACUUUAAAAGGACUUAUGAAAGAAUGACAGUUACCCUAUUCUAAUCGGAUUCUCUGUCUGCAAUAAUUUUUUAAUUUCAAAAGGUGGUGUUUUGUUUUUGGCUCCCUUCCUGCUUAAUAAUUCAUCU
This is a messenger RNA of Pocillopora verrucosa, 3921 nucleotides long. The record is from RefSeq and is a predicted model, not a curated record. Lineage: Eukaryota; Metazoa; Cnidaria; Anthozoa; Scleractinia; Pocilloporidae.